Paramecium primaurelia is the source of this 524-nucleotide messenger RNA. NCBI's taxonomy places the organism in Eukaryota, Ciliophora, Oligohymenophorea, Peniculida, Parameciidae. The record is from the annotation of a GenBank genome assembly.
AUGAUAAGCAAAUAUCAAUCGUAAGAUAUCUUCAUGAUUUAUAAGUAAAGUAUAAGUUUAUGAAUUUGGAGAAUAUUUUAAAAGCUUAAAGUAAAAGAAUUGGAAUAAUUGGGUUUAUUUAUAAUAAUAAAAAAAGAUGUAUUUAAAUUAAUCAAUAAUUAUAUAGUGGUGGUGGAAAAUACAAUUUGAAAGAUUAAAAGAAUGGUAAAUGGAUUGAAUUGAUUGAUUUUUUUAGAAUGAAACAUAAGUAAUUUAUACUGGUGAAUUUAAAUUUGGAAAAAAAGUAGGGUUAUGGGAAAUUUGUAAAUAAAUAUGAUGGUUUACCAUUAUAAUAUAUAUAAAUGAUUUUAUAAGAAGAGGAAAUUUAUGAAUGCUUUAGUGGUGGUGGACUAAAUGACUAAAAAUGUAAUGGAAUGAAAAUUGGGAAGUGGAUUGAAUAGGAUAAAGGAUUUUAUAAUGGGAAAUAAAUAACUCAUAUUGGUGAGUAUAAAACUGGUAAAAAAUUUGAUAUAUGGGAUAUUUGA